Molecule: messenger RNA, 2487 nt
Organism: Geosmithia morbida
Lineage: Eukaryota; Fungi; Ascomycota; Sordariomycetes; Hypocreales; Bionectriaceae
Product: Ulp1 protease family, C-terminal catalytic domain
Exons: 2
Coding region: 1-2487 (828 amino acids)
Biological process (GO): protein desumoylation
Cellular component (GO): nucleus
Molecular function (GO): deSUMOylase activity
Source: RefSeq, a predicted model, not a curated record
AUGAUUACCACCGUCGCCGCAGUCAUCUCCAGCUUUGGCGGCAACAACUCGGACGAUGCUAGCGUCACACACAAGCAAUUUCAGCUAGCGCCGACCGGGGAUGACAGGCUAUCGUCACACAAUGAUUACAACAACCUCGCCUCGACGAACCAGGCCUCCGAGCGGUUCUCACGCACGUUCGACACUUUUCUAGAGAGGGGACAGCUGUUUCUCGGCCAGGCAUCGCCAGAGGAGUUUCAGGAGUUGAAUCGCCGGCUAGAACCCGUGACCGUCUCCCUAGUCGACGACGAAGACGAGUUUCACGCCGCCCGCCGCGGAGAGUUCCCCGGUCUCACCAUGUUCUGGAUGCGCGGGCUGAAGAGGACGUCGGACUUCUUGGGCGUCAUGUAUCAGCUGCCCAACAUCAUCGCACAGCGGAGGAAGUACGACAAGACUGCGGUACCGGCAGCAUUCUCCAAGGAUUACAGCAUCGCAUUUGAAGCGAACAUGCGCGCUGCCAAGAAGUUGCUAUCGAAUUCGGAUCUCUAUCGCAUCCUCCCAAGCAUUGCCGAAUCUCUGGCAUUGACGCCCAGCCAGGCUGCCAUAUGGACACCCUUCCUGGAACGCGUCCUGCUGGAUAUUGACGCCUUAGAGAACCACCUUGUCCCGCCAACCUACGUUGGACGUUCGGAUUAUGUCGAGAAGAUGGCUGCCAAGUUUCCGCCGCCUGAUUGGCUACCCAGGAAUGACAUAGCGAGCAGCUGGCUGGAGACAGGGAGCAUCCCCAACUUGUUUCCUGGGAAUGCCGGUCAACAGCAGCAGCAGCAGCAGCAGCAGCAGCAGCAACAGCAACGGCAACGACAGCAGGAGGGCGCGGGUGGCUGGAGCUCCAUGCAGGAUCUCGGUCCACUUGCACGAUUGUCACGUAACCGGCUAUCACGGUCGGUCCGAGACCAGGAUGCAGUCGACUCACUGAGCCGGGUCGUGCGAUCUAAGGUUGACAAGCGCGCUAGCGUCGGCCGCUCCAGGCUCGGCGGUGCCGCCAUGCGCUCCAGAAGGACGCGGGACAUUUCGGUCAACUCGUGGAAGAAGGGCUCGACACGUCCAAAAACACCGGUUGACGGUGCCUCCUCGAUGAAUCUCGGAUCCCUCUUAAGGGACCGCGCGGCCAAGACGCCGGCAUGGCCCACGCCGCCACGACUUGGGCAGCGACAGUCCAGCAAGUCGGUGCGCUCUACAGACAACAGACCCAGCCUCUGGGAUCUGCAGUUCGGUACGUCAGUGAGCAUGUCACUGGACGUCGAGGACGCUACGCCAGAGCUCAUGGAGGAAGACGACGAGGGUUCAGAUCAUCUGCCGUUCUGGAAUACGUCGGCAUCAGAUAUGGAGGUCGAAUACCCGUCGAGAUUCGCUGAGAAGCAAGCAAGGCAGGAUUCGCUGAAACCAAACUGGGGCUUGGAAGAGUUUAUGCUCGACGGGGAGAUGCCCCGACGGUAUGAACCACUGUACCCGGCAGAGCCUGGACGGUGGACCGAGGAGAGCAGGAAAAGGGGGUUGAUGGACCUUUUCUCCGAGCCGUCACCCGAUGGGCUGAAGCAGAGCGACGACUCGCGUGUGGAGAUUGAGCUUCGGAAGCAGCGCGAGGCGGCCAAGGCGGCCGAGGCGAAGAGGAAGGCUCUGGAAAAGGCCAGGAAGGAGGCCGAGGAGCGGAUGCGCAAGGAGCUGGAGGAGAGGCUGGUCAAGUCUGGCGGGCUACGGGUCCCGAAGCGGAAGUUUGUGGGCUCCAUCUCGGCAGACUGGACACAGCGGGCACUCAACACAAUCAACGCGUCGGACGCUGCCAAGCUGGCGACUACGGGGGAGGGCGUAGAUCUACGUCGACACGACUUCAGCAAGGUUGUCCCAGAGACGGAGUGGCUGAACGACGAGAUUGUCAACGGCACGCUCAACUGGCUGGACAAGGCGAUCAACGGGGCGGCAGGGAUCAAGAACAUCAAGACGCAGACGCGACGGUGCCUGAGCCUGUCAUCCUUCUUCUUCAAGCGUUUAAAGGACCAAGGCCCCACGGGCACAGCGCGCACGCUCAGCCGCAACGGCGUGCGCAAGGACAACCUGCUGGACGUGGACACGAUCCUCGUGCCCAUCUGCGAAAGCAUGCACUGGACGCUCCUGGUGGUGCGGCCCAGGAAGCGCACGGUCGCGCACAUGGACUCACUCAACCCGCGCGGAAAGGCGGCCAACACGGACCUGGCACUCGCGUGGAUGAAGGACGUGCUCGGCGACAAAUUCGUACCCCAAGAAUGGAAGGUCGUCCGGCACGAGGCACCCCGCCAGACCAACGGCUGGGACUGCGGCGUCCACACGAUCACGAAUGCCAUGUGUGUCGGGCUCGGGCUCAGUCCCGUCGACUCGUACACAGCAGCCGAUAUGCCGCUGCAGAGGCUGCGGAUCGCGUGUAUACUCCUCAAUGGGGGAUUUCAGGGCGACUUUGACCUGGGCGUCUACUAG